Triplophysa dalaica is the source of this 4010-nucleotide messenger RNA. Its product is annotated as NLR family CARD domain-containing protein 3-like. Gene Ontology annotation, molecular function: protein binding. Lineage: Eukaryota; Metazoa; Chordata; Actinopteri; Cypriniformes; Nemacheilidae. The record is from RefSeq and is a predicted model, not a curated record. The coding region runs from base 146 to 2857 and encodes 903 amino acids. The transcript is spliced from 10 exons.
CCGGUACACACACCUGACUGCGGCUGAAGGGAAAGUGAAAGAAAAUGUUUGCGAUGAUCUUCCGCAGUUUUAAACAGUUCAGUUGAUCAGAAGAGAUCAUAUCCAGAGUUCAGAUGUGUGUCUAUGAAGAGUGACAUCUAACAUAAUGGAGCCGACAUUCAACUUUAGGUGUGAAGGGACACGGCCUGAUCUCGGAUCAGUUGAUCAGAUGAGAUCAGAUCCAGAGUUCAGCUGUGUGUCUAUGAAGAGUGAUGCGUCUAUGGAUCAGCCAUUAAACUUUAAGAGUGGAGAUACAAGACCUGAUCUCAGAUCAGUUGAACAGAAGAGAUCAGAUCCAGAGUUCAGCUGUGUGUCUAUGAAGAGUGAUGCGUCUAUGGGUCGGCCAUUAAACUUUAAGAGUGGAGAUACAAGACCUAAUCCUGGAUCAGUUAAUCAGAUGAGAUCAUAUCCAGAGUUCAGCUGUGUGUCUAUGGAGAGUGAUGCGUCUAUGGAGCUGUCAACCAACUUUAAGAGUGGAGAUACAAGACCUGAUGUCAGCUAUGACUCUAAACCUCCUGAAGUCUUGAGAACAUUUAAAUCAAACCUGAGGAAGAAGUUUAAGUGUUUGUGUGAAGGAACAUCAGAUGAGAGAAACCCAACACUGCUGAAUGAGAUCUACACAGAGCUCUACAUCACAGAGAGUGAAAGUGGAGAGAUCAGUAAUGAACAUGAGGUGAGACAGAUUGAGACACAAUCCAGGAGAACAGCAACAGAGGACACACCAAUCAAAUGCAAUGACAUCUUUAAAGCUUUACCUGCACAAGACAAACCCAUCAGGAGUGUGCUGACAAAGGGAGUCGCUGGCAUUGGAAAAACAGUCUCUGUGCAGAAGUUCAUUCUGGACUGGGCUGAAGGGAAAGAGAAUCAGGACGUCCACCUCAUAUUUCCACUUCCUUUCAGAGAGAUCAAUCUGAUGAAGAACCAAACACUCAGUCUUUUACAUCUUCUUCAUCUUUUCUUCCCAGAGACAAAAGAAAUGGAAAUCUCCAGCGGUGAAUAUAAAGUGUUGUUCAUCUUUGAUGGUUUGGAUGAGUGUCGUGUGUCUCUGGAUUUUCACAGCAGUGUGAGGUUGUGUGAUGUCAGUGAAUCAGCCUCAGUGGACGUGAUGCUGACAAACCUCAUGAAGGGGAAUCUGCUUCCCUCUGCUCUCAUCUGGAUCACCUCCAGACCAGCAGCAGCUGAUCUCAUCCCCUCUGAGUGUGUUGAUCGAGUCACAGAGGUACGAGGCUUCACUGACAAACAGAAGGAGGAAUACUUCAGCAAGAGAAUCAGUGAUGACAGUCUGAACAACAGAAUCAUCUCACACCUGAAGUCAUCCAGGAGCCUCUACAUCAUGUGUCACAUCCCAGUGUUCUGCUGGAUUUCAGCCACUGUUCUAGAGAGAAUGUUGAGUGAAGCAGAGAGUGAAGGAGAGAUCCCCAAGACUCUCACUCAAAUGUACACACACUUCCUGAUCAUUCAGACAAACACCAAACAUCAGAAGGACUAUGAGAAGAAAGUGAAGAAUGAUGAAGACAUGAUCUUCAAACUGGCCAAACUGUCUUUUGAGCAGCUUGUGAAAGGGAACCUGAUCUUCUAUGAUGAGGACCUGAGAGAGUGUGGCAUUGAUGUAGCAGAAGCAUCAGUGUACUCAGGAUUGUGCACUCAGAUCUUCAGAGAGGAGUUUGGCUUGUAUCAGGGGAAAGUUUACUGCUUUGUUCAUCUGAGCAUUCAGGAACAUCUUGCAGCUCUUUAUGCUCACAUCUCCAUCACAAACAACAAGAGAAAUGUGUUUAAUAAAGCUAGAAAAUCAUAUCAAGUAAAGACGUCAAUAUCUGAGCUGCAUCAGAGAGCUGUAGAUGAGUCUCUACGGAGUAAAAAUGGACAUCUGGAUCUUUUUCUUCGUUUUCUUCUGGGUUUGUCUCUGGAGUCUAAUCAGAAUCUUCUAGGAGGUUUGAUGACACAGACAGUAAGAAGCUCUCACAGCAAUGAGAAAACAGUCGAGUAUAUCAAGAAGAAGAUCAGCAGCACUCGCUCUCCAGAGAAAUCCAUCAAUCUGUUUCACUGUCUGAAUGAACUGGGUGAUGAUUCACUGCUGCAGGAGAUUCAACAUUAUGUGAAAUCUGAAUCAGUCGGAAAAUCCAAACUCUCCUCUUCACAGUGGUCAGCUUUAGUUUUUGUGUUGUUGAUGUCUGAUCAGUAUUUGGAUAAACUUGAUCUGAAGAAAUUUAUUGGAGGUCAAAAUAAAGCAGAUGAAGUUCUUGUGAAACUGAAGCCUGUGAUUAAAGAAUCAAGAAAACUGAAGUUGAGUCAGUGUAAGAUCACAGAUGAAGGUUGUGUUGCUCUGACUUCAGCUCUGAGAUCAAACCCCUCACACCGGAGACAUCUGGAUCUGUAUUAUAAUAAUGUAGGAGAUUCAGGAGUGAAGCUGAUCUCUACUGUACUGGAGAAUCCUCACUGUAAACUGGAGACACUGAAGUUGAGUCUGUGUAAGAUCACAAAUGAAGGUUGUGUUGCUCUGACUUCAGCUCUGAGAUUAAACCCCUCACACCUGAGACAUCUGGAUCUGUCUGGUAAUAAUGUAGGAGAUUCAGGAGUGAAGCUGAUCUCUACUGUACUGGAGAAUCCUCACUGUAAACUGGAGACACUGACGUUGAUCAAGUGUAAGAUCACAGAUGAAGGUUGUGUUGCGCUGACUUCAGCUCUGAGAUCAAACCCCUCACACCUGAGACAUCUGGAUCUGAAUUAUAAUAAUGUAGGAGAUACAGGAAAGAAGCUUCUCUGUGAGCUGAGAGAUGAUCCACAUUAUAAACUAGAGACAGUGACGACUCACAGGUGAUGACAGUAAUGUGUGUGUUUAAAGGUGUGUGUGUGUGUGAUCUUCAGUAUCAUCUGAUGGACAAUUAGAAGACAACACUAUAGUGACAUCACAGACACACAAUCAACACAGACUGAAGACACAAUAACACCUCACACUGAUAACACUGUUUGAAAACAAUCAUUCACACAUUCAGUUUCAUAAUCCUGUGAUAGUCUUGAUGAAGUGACUGAAAAACUUCUUCAACAAAAGAAAAUGAUGUUACACAAUAUUGUCAGGACAGUAAACACACACAAAUGUUGUGUAAACUCCAGUAGAUUUGAAUCAAAUAGAGCAAAUCUAGUGUGUGUGUUCAGAUAUGUACAGUAAAGAUCAUCAUGUGUGUGACUCACUUUAUCAACCAAUAAAACAAAUGAAUUUAAGCGUCACAACAUCUGAAGAAGGAUCAGAAAUAGAAAGAGAUUGAUACUUUGAGUCUGAAUCCUGAAAGUAUUGAAGUAAUGACUUCAUAUUAACAUUAUUAUUAUUUUAUUUCACUUUUACUAGAAGGUCAUUUAUGUAACUAACAUCUAUGAGCUGCACAUUUACUUCCAAAAGUAAGUAAAAUGAAAAUUUUGUCAUGAAUUACUCGCCCUCGGGUUGUUCAAAACCUGUAAAAGUCUUUGUUCUGUAGAACAUGAAGAUAUUUGUAAGAAUGUCAGCAAUGGACAGUUCUGUGGUACCUUUGACUAUAAUUGUCAUUUUUCCUACAAUAGUAGUCAAUGGUGCCCCAGAACUGAUAGUUGCUGACAUUCUUCCAAAUAUCUUUCUCUGUGUUCAACAGAACAAACACAUUAUUACAGGUUUUGAGGGAGAGAAAAGGACAUAAUUUUCGUUUUCCUGCAGACUUUCCCUUUAACAGAUUUUCUGUUCAAACCAUCAAACUGACAUUAUCAGAGAUGGAUCAUCACUUCAGAACAGAAGUAUAAUCACAGAUGACACAGAUGACAGUCUACAGUUAAAUUGAACAAUUCUAUUGAUUGUGUAUAUUGUGUAUGUAUAGUAUACUCUAUGUGCAUCUUUAUGUGUUAUACUGUGAUUAUAUAUCAUCAGAUUAUUUCAUAAACAUUGUUCAAAACAUGUUGUAUGUCAUGUUAAAUGUUAUAAGAUGUAAUAAAACUGUGUCUUUUGUUAG